AUCCCCAGUUGGUUUCCGUUUAUCAGUUUCCCAGUUAAGAAAGGAACGCAUAUUGUCGGUCAAUGUUCCUCGGCUUCCCCAUCGAACACCAUCAUCCCUUCUGGCCCAUCCCUCGCACGUGCGACUUGCACUUGUCCUCACGUGUGUUCGCCACGCUCCUCGCUUACGAUCCUACCCGCCACGAUCCAGCCUCUUUGGCUAUAAAUGUCAGUCCCUGAUGGUUACCUUAGCAAUCGCUGGCAGUGCAGCAAGCAGAAUGGAAGAAUCCAUCGAUGUGGAGAAGCUCCGGUUGCAUUUCCUCCAAGUUCUCCGUAGCAGACGAUCCACUGAAGUUCCGCUUUCGGUGGAGCUUGCAAAACCUGUGGCUAACCCUCUGUAUCAAGAUGCUACCCCACCUCCAUUCAGUGAGGCGAUGGAGUGUUGCCCGAAGGCAGACAUUGAUGGGUUCAAGGACUUACUGAGAGAGGAAAAUCUGUACUUGAUUACCGAGGCAGGAGACCAAGGGCGCUUGCCUGUGUUGAUUUUAAGCAUGAAGGAAAGCAAUCCUCAAAGAAGGCCUGCUGUUGUUUUUCUUCAUAGUACACAUAAGUGCAAGGAGUGGUUGCGGCCAUUGCUUGAGGCAUAUGCUUCUCGAGGAUAUAUAGCCAUUGCCAUAGAUUCUCGAUACCAUGGUGAACGUGCCAGCAGUAAAACCACGUACCGAGAUGCUCUUAUUUCAUCAUGGAAAAAAGGUGAUUCAAUGCCGUUCAUAUUUGAUACGGUCUGGGACUUGAUAAAACUGGCAGAUUAUCUAACCCAGAGGGAGGAUAUAGACCCUGCAAGAAUAGGAAUCACUGGUGAAUCACUUGGAGGUAUGCAUGCAUGGUAUGGUGCUGUUGCUGACACUCGCUAUGCAGUGGUUGCUCCCAUAAUUGGUGUUCAGGGGUUUCGAUGGGCCAUUGAGAAUGAUAAGUGGCAUGGUCGUGUUGACAGUAUAAAGCCUGUUUUUGAGGAAGCACGGAUUGAUUUAGGCAAGAAUGAGAUCGACAAAGAAGUAGUGGAGAAGGUCUGGGAUAGGAUUGCUCCUGGUCUAGCAUCUCACUUUGAUUUACAUCACACCAUUCUGGCUAUUGCACCACGUCCUCUGCUGAUUGUCAAUGGUGCAGAAGAUCCUCGGUGUCCACUUCCUGGUCUGAAAAUUCCUGAAUCAAGAGCAUGCAAGGUCUAUGAAGAGGCCCAUUGUUUGGAUAAGUUUAAGUUGAUUGCACAACCUGGAAUUGGGCACCAAAUGACACCGCUUAUGGUAAAAGAAGCUUGUGAUUGGCUUGACAGGUUCCUCAAGCAAUAAACUGUAUUGUCGAAGUACUUCUGUUUGUUGUAUCUCAUAUUCCUCCUUCGACCUGUCUAGUACGUGUUUGGUUCAAAUGAUGUAUGCAUUAGAGACCUCGUGUUCAAAAGUCUUGUAUGGCAUCUGCCACUUAUAAAGUUUAGUUAUAAAGCUGCAUUUCUUUCAA
Messenger RNA from Juglans microcarpa x Juglans regia, 1493 nucleotides. RefSeq names its product putative hydrolase YtaP. Gene Ontology annotation, molecular function: serine-type peptidase activity. The transcript has 13 exons. Gene Ontology annotation, biological process: proteolysis. The coding region runs from base 218 to 1327 and encodes 369 amino acids. Lineage: Eukaryota; Viridiplantae; Streptophyta; Magnoliopsida; Fagales; Juglandaceae. The record is from RefSeq and is a predicted model, not a curated record.